UUGGAGAAGCCUGAGGGUCCGAGCUCGGGACUGAAUAAGACUCUUUGCUUUUGCAUACGAGUUCGACUCCUGGUGAUCUUUGGGGACCCUAGGAUCUGGGCAUAACAUUUGGGGGUUCAUCCGGGAUCCCCCAAGCCUCCCAGGACCCCCGAACCGUAGAGUCAAAACCCGGCCGGUAAGUGAAUGUUUGUGCUCUGUCUCGGUGUCUCGGCACUCCGCCAAGUAGCCUGCAGGCGGUCUAGGGGGACCCGCCGGACGCCGGUGCCACCGGACUUUGGAGACGUCGCGGACCCGCGUGUAGGGGAUUGGAUCCCCUCGUAGACUUGAAGAGACAAAGCGGGUCGCUCCCGCGGCACGAUCGCCAGCGGGAGGACAGAGUGAGCCUUUUUGUCUUUCGCGCUUCUGUUUGCUUUCUGUCUGGACUUACUUCUUUGUGACUGACGCCAUGGGACAGAUCCAGACCACUCCUACCACUCCUUUAUCUCUGUUCUUAGACCAUUUCAAGGACUAUAAAACUAGGGCUAGAAGACGAGGCUUAGUUGUUAAGAAGAAGAGACUAACCACAUUUUGCAGGGAGGAAUGGCCAACCUUCAACGUUGGCUGGCCGCCAUCGGGGACUUUGAACCUACCCGUGAUUUUUAGGACCAAGGAUAUUAUUUCUGGACGACCGGGACACCCAGACCAAGUCCCCUACAUCAUCACCUGGCUGGAUGUGGUCCAGAACCCGCCAAAAUGGCUCAAGCCUUGGCUGCCACUACCGCAGCCAAGCGCCACUGUACUCGCCCAGGAAAACAGCGAGAAACGAAAAACUGAAACUAACUCUGCGGCCCCUCUUUAUCCUGUCUUGCAGGGUAGCACUGAGGAAGACCUUCUCUUCUCACACCUGCCUUACAGAUCCCCACCAGGGGGUCGCCCAGGCCCUCAACCUGAGGCCCCAGAAGGGGCUCAAGGGUUCCCCUUGGUGAUCCCACCUCACACUCAAGAGAAAGCCCAACAAAAGCUGUCUAGUCGCCCAGGCCCUCAACCUGAGGUCCCAGAAGCGGCUCAAGGGUUCCCCUUGGUGAGCCCACCUCACACCCAAGAGAAAGCCCAACAAGAGCUGCCUGGACUGUCUGCGGCUGAGUCCACAGUUCUCACCUUGAGGGCAACAGGCCCCCAAGACGAUAGGGGAAACCAAUUGAUGAAAUAUUGUCCCUUAGAUGUUAGGGAGCUAUAUAACUGGAAAUACAAGUACCCGCCGUUCUCAGAGAAACCAGCAGCGUUAAUUAACUUAUUAGAGUCUGUUUUUUUAACCCACCAGCCCACCUGGGAUGACUGUCAGUUGCUCUUGAGGAUCUUCUUCACGACUAAGGAACGAGAGGAGAUUUUACUUGAGGCUGUGAAAUUGGUUGCAGGAGCAAAUAAUAACCAAACUCUUGUUGAUACAGGCAUUUACACCAGACCAUACUGGGAUUUUAACUCGGCAAACGGUAAGGAGAAUCUCCGGGCAUACCACCAGACUCUGAUAAGAAGCCUCAGGGUGGCUGGUCAGGGACCCGCUCAUUUGGCCAAGGUAUGUAGUGUGUAUCAGGAAAACACAGAAUCACCCGCAGCCUUUUUAGAAAGGAUUCUGGAGGCCUAUCGCACCUACACGUCCCUAGACCCAGAGGCACCUGAGAACAAGUCAGCAGUCAUUAUGGCUUUUGUACGUCAGGCUGCUCCUGACAUCAGGCGUUAUCUAAUGCAGAGAAUAGAUAGGCUAGGGGAAAUGAGUUUGCAGGAGUUGCUGGUGGUAGCUGGGGAAGUGAUUGACAACAGAGAAAUACUUAAGAAGAAACAGUUACAAGCCCCCAAGGAGCUACAAAAUCAAAGGUUGGCCAGGAUCUGUAUGGCUCUGUCAGCAGAUUCCCCGGAAGAGAUAUACCACCAACUGCGCCAACUCAUGGACGGGAAAGGUAAGUGGCCCCAACAAAAGGGGAAACCAAAGCUCAAAAAGAACCAAUGUGCAUACUGUAAGAAGAUGGGACACUGGAUCAAGGACUGCCCCAAGAAACCUCCAAAGAGGGACAAAGGGGGACAGGGUUCGUACCCCCUCCCUGAACCCAGGGUAUCCCUUAAAGUAGAGGAGAAACCCAUUAGUUUCUUAGUAGACACAGAGGCACAAUAUUCAGACCAAACCCAAUCCCGUGGCAAACUGUCCUCAUCUCUCCCGAAUGAGCUCUCAACCUGGUUAACCAAAUUCCCCUCAGCUUGGGCAGAAACUGGAGGAAUGGGGCUGGUGGAGCAUAGAGCCCCCAUUUGUGUUGAACUGAAACCAGAGGCAACUCCUGUCCAAAUAAGACAGGACCCAGUCUCCCAAGAUGUCAAAGCGGGUAUCACACCCCACAUCAGAAGGCUCAGGGACUCAGGUAUACUAGUACCUUGCCGGUCCCCAUGGAAUUCACCCCUACUCCCCAUCAAGAAGGCCAACUCCAGUGACUACAGACUAGUCAUGGGCCUCAGAGAGGUAAACAAGAGAGUUAUGGACAUACCUUCCACAGUACCAAACCCAUAUACCCUCCUGAGUUUGUUAACACCUUCUAAGAGUUGGUAUACAGUAUUGGACCUCAAAGAUGCUGUCUUAAGCCUGCGUUUAGCCCCACAGAGCCAACCUCUGUUUGCGUUUGAAUGGCACAACCCAGAAAAAGAACUCAGUGGACAACUAACAUGGACCAGACUGCCACAAGGCUUCAAGAAUUCAACAACCAUUUUUUACAAGGCUCUACAUGAAGAUCUGGGUGAGUACAGGCAGGAACAACCCAAUACCACCCUCUUGCAAUAUGUAGAUGACCUCUUGGUGGCAGCAGAGACCAUGGAAGAAUGUCAACAGAGUACCAAGGACCUGCUAAUGGCACUGGGGACAUUAGGCUAUAGGGCAUCAGCGAAGAAGGCUCAAAUCUGCCAACAAGAGGUAACGUACUUGGGAUGCGUCCUAAAAGGGGGCCAACGAUGGCUAUCAGAGGCCAGAAAAUAUACCAUUUUGAAGAUCCCCACACCCACCACAAGACAGAAGGUCAGACAAUUCUUGGGGUCAGUAAACUUCUGCCGACUUUGGGUCCCUAAUUUUGCAGAAUUGGCAAAGCCCCUCUCUGAGGCCACCAAAAAAGAGAAGCGCUUCCAGUGGACUGAGGCCCAGGAAGACUCUUUCAAUAGACUCAAACAGGCCUUAAAAGUGGCCCCUGCAUUGACUCUACUUGACAUCACCAAGCCUUUUCAUCUAUACAUAGAUGAAAGCAAAGGCAUAGCUAAAGGAGUCCUCACUCAAAUGUCAGGCUCCUGGAAUCGCCCAGUGGCAUACCUAUCAAAGGAAUUAGACCCUGUGGUUUCUAGAUGGCCUUCAUGUUUGAGAAUUAUCGCUGCCACAGCCUUGCUAGUCAAGGAUGCAGACAAACUGACUCUGGAACAAGUACUUCACAUUACCACUCCCCAUGCCGUUGAAAGGGUUCUCAAACAACCUCCAGGUAGAUGGGUGAGCAGUGCACGCAUGACUUGCUAUCCGUUUUUUACCAAGCGCUGCCCUGAACCCAGCCUCUUUGCUACCAGACCCAGAUUUGGAGGCCCCUUUACAUGAUUGUGUGAGCAUACUAAGCCAGGUGCACAGACUCAGGAAAGACCUAAGGGACCCAGCCACUGCCAAAUGUAGAAGCCACUUGGUUCACAGACAGUAGGAGCUUUGUGCUCAAUAGACAAAGGUAUGUGGGGGCAGCAGUAUUAUCAGACUCAGAAACUGUAUGGGCGUCUGCUUUGUCACCCAGCAUGUAUGCACAACAGGACAAACUUAUAGCCCUAACAGAAGCCUUAAAAUUGGGAAAAGGCAGAAGACUCAACAUUUAUACAGGUAGCAGGUAUGCCUUUGCUACAGCCUGUGUCCGUGGAGCCAUUUAUCAGGAGAGAGGACUCCUGGAGGCUGAAGGAAAGACUAUUAAAAACAAACAGGAGAUCCUAAACCUGCUGGAGGCACUUUGGCUUCCAAAACAACUGGCUAGUAUACACUCCCGAGGCCAGCAAAAGGCAACUAUGCCUGAAGCAAAAGGCAGUCAGUUGGGGAGAUUUGGCAGCCAAGACAGCAGCUCUCAAUCCUAUAGCAGCUUUGACUUCCCAACUGCCUGACCCAGGAGCUCCAGUCCUACCAGAGAAGCCUGAAUACUCCAAAGAGGAUGCUAUCUCUACUUAUAAACUGCCUAUGUCCCAUAAGCCUGAUGGCUGGUGGCUCACUGGAGACUGCAAAAUAAUCCUGCCCAGCAAUUUGGCAGCCAGUCUGCUCCAGCAUAUAUACUGGACAACCCACUUGGGCAUCAAGAAAACUGAGGAUCUGGUAAGAAAGGCAGACCUAAAAAUAUUCAACCUCAGGUCCCAGAUCAGACAGAUUGCCUCCAAGUACUUGAGCUGUAAGCUCACUAAUACAGAGAAUCAACCAAAGGAUAAAGGACCAACCUGGGGAAAACCUGGGAAAUGGACUUUACUGAGAGGUAAGACCAGGGAAAUAUGGUUACAGGUACAUACUAGUGCUUGUAGAUACCUUUUCAGGAUGGACUGAAGCAUACCCCAUCAGGCAUGAAACAGCACAAAUAGUGAUCACGAAAAUACCAGAGGAGGUGCUUCCCAGGUACGGAAUGCCAGCCCUCCUAAGCUCUGACAAGGGACCUGCCUUUGCCACUCAGGUAACACAGGGGAUGGCUAAAGCCAUUGGGAUGGAUUGGAAACUACAUUGUACUUACAGGCCCUAAAGCUCAGGACAGGUAGAAAGGAUGAAUAGAACUUUAAAAGAGACCCUUGCUAAAUUAAACUUGGAGACUGGUGGGAACUGGGUGACUCUCCUCCCCUUCGCCCUCUAUAGGGUUCACCACACACCCUAUACAUUGGCUUUAACCCCUUAUGAAAUCAUGUUUGGAAGACCCCCUCCCACUUUACCUAACCUAAAAUCUGAAGUGUUAGCUGAAAUUGAUGAUUACCACUUGCUUGACUCUCUUGAACAUCUAGCCCACAUCCAAUAGCAGCUCUGGCCUUGCCUGAAGGCUAUUUUUGAGGUGCACCACCUCUUACUCCCCACUGCUACUGUUCUAGAGACUGGGUCUUCCUGCGAAGAUACCAGAAGGGGAUUCUAGAGUCCUGCUGGAAAGGACCCUAUGUCUUGGUCCUAACAACACCCACUGCCCACCAGGUUGACAGGAUUGCUACCUGGAUAUGUCACACCCACACUUGUCUUGUAGACUCAGAGGACAUCUCCCCAUGAUGGUGUGUUGCCCAAGACCAGGGGAACCCAUUAAAACUCAAGCUCCAGUGCUCCUAAGCUUAUGGACAUGGGCUGUCUGCAUCUUGCUUCCAGGAGUUGCCAGCUCCCUGGUUCUAGCUGCCACCAGCUCUGGAACCUAACCUGGGCUCUGAGUGAUCCAUCCACUGGUGACAUUCUCCACCAGCAGAGCAAGACAGUCCCCCUUGGCACCUGGUUCCCCAACCUCCACUUCGACCACGUUGGGAAGCUGAAUCUCUCUUCCGCUCCUCCUGGAAUCGCACAAAGGAGAGAUUUUGGCGUCACAGCCGCCAUUGUUGCCAUUAUUGCGACAGCGGCAGUUGCUACGGCGAUGACCACCUCCGCCCCGGCUUUAUCAGGCACCGCACAGACUGCGGCAGCGGUUAAUGAGCUCUCAGCCGCUCUAACAGAAGCCAUUGAUACCAGAGUCACUGCAGAAAAUCAACUAAAAGGAGGUCUUAUGAUCGUUAAUCAAAGAAUAGACCUCCUACAAGAACAAAUUGAUAUUUUAUGGCAAUUGGCACAAUUGGGAUGUGAAAUAAAAAUGCCAGGACUCUGUGUGACCUCUGUGCUAUAUGAUAAUUUUACAGCUGCAGCUAAAUUGUCAAAAGAAUUAUCUUUACAGCUCAAGACCAACUGGAGUCAAGAAUUUGACAAGACCCUGAUUCGACUGAGACAAGCAGUCACCCGUAUUAAUUCCACAUGGGUGGACGUUAAUUUUGCUAAAGAUCAUAGUGGCUGGCUUUCCUCUGGCUUUUUCCUCUGCAUUUUCCUAUUUCAAAGAGUGGGUUGGAACAGGGAUCUUUGGGUCAAUGUUGUGCAUAGGAGUCGUGUUCUGUAUCUGGAUGGUCCUCAGGCUACACCGACAGAGGCAUCGAGAUCGCUGCAUGAUGGUUCAAGCACUUGUCGCACUAGAACAAGGGGCAUCCCCCCAAGUUUGGAUAAAUAUUCUCAGGCAAUGAGACACUAUCUCGCAAGACUUCUUAAGGGCACAGGUUCCCAUUUCACUAAGAGUCUGCUAAUAGUCCUAUGGCGCCUCCCAGGGCUCAGGUUCCCAUUGCACGGGAGUACAGGCCCAUAGGGUCUCCCAUUUGGAUUAGCCUCGAUCGCUCAAGCUGUUCAAUCAGCAAGCUGAUCGGCAUGAUCUAGUUGGAUUGCCUUUUAAGUAAUAAAAAAGGGGGAGAUGUUGGGAGCCGCAAUCGCCAUAACGAGAUGGCGACGGCGACUGCUUCCGGGUUCCUCACGGAAGGCCUGGAUACUAGUGCGCAUGUGCAAGCCACGCGCGCCUCUUAUGCUAAUUUAGGCUUACGCCAGGGACCAAUCCAGAUUAGACACACCAUGUUGCGAGCACUGACUGACCAUUCAGGAUCCGGGGGCUGGGACUUCUUGGGCUAUAUAAGCAGCCACUUUUCUGCAGUUCGGGGCCCUCUCGCCUGCAACCUAAAAGAGCUGUAAUAAACCGUGUGUCAGAAGAA
Messenger RNA from Grammomys surdaster, 6744 nucleotides. RefSeq lists its product as uncharacterized. Gene Ontology annotation, molecular function: nucleic acid binding; zinc ion binding. Gene Ontology annotation, biological process: virion assembly. NCBI's taxonomy places the organism in Eukaryota, Metazoa, Chordata, Mammalia, Rodentia, Muridae. The record is from RefSeq and is a predicted model, not a curated record. The transcript is spliced from 2 exons. Bases 446 to 3589 code for a protein of 1047 amino acids.